CAACAUGCUUCCUCAUCAUUCCCUCUCUUUCGCCCUUCUUCUCUUUCUUUCCAUCUUUGUCUUUAAUGUCACUGCAGCAAAUAAUAAGCUCCCAAAAGGUUUCAGCAUCGACCUCAUUCAUCGUGACUCCCCAUUAUCACCCUUCUACAACUCCUCGAUGACCCGCUCGGAGCGAUUUCAAAAGGCUGCGUUGCGCUCCAUGUCUCGAGCUAAUCGCUUUGGCCAGUCUUCCACGGCUGAAACAAGCGAGUUAGUAGAAACUGAUAUAUUCCCAAACGAUGCAAGUUAUCUCAUGAAGAUAUCUGUUGGGACUCCACCUGUAGAGAGGUUGGCACUCGCGGACACAGGAAGUGACCUUAUUUGGUUCCAGUGUUCACCUUGUCCUAAGUGCUAUCCUCAAAACGCACCCCUCUUUGAUCCAAAAAGUUCUUCCACUUAUAUGACUCUCUUAUGUGGCUCAGACCCUUGUAAUUCCCUACCCAAAUCUCUGUGCAAGGCCAACUGUAUCCUAAAUGUGGAACAUCAAAUGGAACAACGCAGGACUUGUUGGGCUUGGUCAGGGAAUUUGUCGUUAGUUUCACAAAUGGGUAACGUGGGUCGCAAAUUCUCCUAUUGUCUGCCUCCUUACAGUGCAAAAACCACAACUAAACUAAGGUUUGGGGAAGAGGCAGCCAUAUCAGGAAAUGGGGUUGUGUCCACUCCGUUGAUCACAAAACCUGGUUCCCUGUCUUCGUUUUACUUCCUCAACUUGGAAGGUAUCACUGUGGGACAGCAGACAGUGCGGACAGGUCAAAGCAAUGGGAACAUAUUUAUUGAUUCUGGGACGACAUUGACAAUGCUUCCAUCAAGCUUUUAUGAGCAGAUUGAAGCUUUGGUGAAGCAAGCGAUUGGAGCCAACCAAUUCAUAGUACAGAACAAUCAUUACAAAUUGUGUUACAGAAAUGCUAACUCCAUCCAGAAUUUCCCAAAUUUUGAGGUUCAUUUCACAGGAGCCAAUCUUUCCUUAAAACCUCAGAACUUUUUCCGUCGCAUAUACAACGAUGUUAUAUGCUUUGCAAUGCUUCCUACAGAUGGCAUGCCCAUUUACGGAAAUAUGGCUCAGAUUAAUUUUGAGGUGGAGCAUGAUCUUGAUCAGAAAAAACUUUCUUUUGCUCCUGGCGAUUGUACUAAACAGUAG
Molecule: messenger RNA, 1177 nt
Organism: Neltuma alba
Lineage: Eukaryota; Viridiplantae; Streptophyta; Magnoliopsida; Fabales; Fabaceae
Product: aspartic proteinase CDR1-like
Exons: 3
Coding region: 5-1177 (390 amino acids)
Biological process (GO): proteolysis
Cellular component (GO): extracellular region
Molecular function (GO): aspartic-type endopeptidase activity
Source: RefSeq, a predicted model, not a curated record